GAUGACUUUUCCACUUACUUCACCCAUCACACAAAACAGUGUUAGGCAGACAUGGAGAGAGCAGACUUAUUACAGAGACUGACUGACUCUUGGAAAAUAUAAUUACACAAAAUAGUAGGACGGAAGAAAACAGACCCUCAUUUUGUCAAUUGUAUUUUUUUUUUUACACACGUGGUAAACUGAGUCACUUCUGCAGUCACACAGAUCAGCGAGCAUGGAGGAUUUCAGGCGAGGCAGAUGUGACAGUCUGGAUGCAGGGUCAAGGUGUGACAAGGAGGCGAUGAGCCCGAGUGACUAUAUCUCCCUCUACCACGAGGGCUGUGACCCUGCAGUCAUCCUCGAGCCUACACCAGCAGAGCUGGCUCAGUGUGAGGCUGAAGUGGGCACGCUGCUCAACAUCAUUGCUGAACUGAACAAGAAGAUGGGGUCACUAAAAGCUCCGAGUGAACCAGAUGACACGAGACCGCCGGCUCCAUCCAGGCCUCUGGUUCCAGAUCUUCUGUCUCACCGGCUCGUUAGAAGCAGCCCAGAAAGAAACAGCCCAACAUCUAAACCUCCACUGAAUGACCAAGGAGGCAGUGGUGUUGUCUGGAGCAAACUGCAGGAGGUUUUAUCAUCAGUGGAGGACUCCAUCAGCUUCAGAAGGACCUGGGCGGCCCCCAUCACAGCUUCUGACCAGGAAAAGCACAGAGAGCAUCUGAGAGCAGCUCAAGAGAACUGGGUUAAAGCCAGCCAGAUAUUGGAAGAGAUGGAAAGAGAGUUUGGGAUUUCGUGCCGGUCGAGCUUCCCAAGAGACCAGUACCAGGAAGACAUGCUGGAUGGGGACAAACAGGAGUCUGCUCUCAGAAGCCCCCCACAGAGCAGCAUCAGCCAGGUGGAAGAGGAGAAGAACAAGCUGGUUGGUCUCCAUAAAGCCUGGAGGUCUGGCGGCCACAUUCCUUCCUACCGGCCCACUGCUGGGGCCCUAAGUCCAGACUGGGCCUCGCCCCCCUAUCCCGGUUCACCUUUACUCCACAGGAGAGCCAACAGGGCUGUGACGCCUCUGACUGUGGGUGGGGAUGGAUCUCCACUGGGAUCAGUUAACUCGGGCAGUCUCUGUCCCAGCCCCCUCAGCCUGGAGUCUGAGACAGAGCGGCUCAACAGAUGCAUCGAGAGGCUGAAGGCCAGAAACGAACGUCUCACUGCAGCUCUGGAGCGAAGGAAAGGAGAGUCGGAGCAGAUCAAUCUCACGCUGAACAGGCUUGAGUCCGACUGCUCGGCCCUGCAGAUGGCUCUCAGAUACUGUGAGGAGUGUGAAGAGGCCUACGGCGAGCUGCUGUCGCUUUAUGACGCCAGGAAGCAGCAAAGCAGUCCUCAGCAGAGUGUCUCAGCAGAGCCGGUCGGCGACAGUCGGGACCCAGACAGUCCAUUAGCUCAGCUGAGGAAAAUGGGGACCGAAGAGCUGUCCACCUCCUUCUCGACAGCAGGGGUCACAGAGGAGACGGAAACAGCGAGUCACACGGGGCAGAGGACGCCCGAGCCCGAGGAUCGGGAGGCGGCUCUCCGGCAGCAAAUUGAGCGCCUGAAGAGGGACCGGGCAGCCAUUUGCCUCCCUAAGCCAGGUCCAGGAGCAGAGGCCAAACUGAGCCCACCUGGACAAAGAGGGGGUCACAUGACUAAAGACAAACCUGAUAACAAGAAGGAGAAGGCUUCCCUGUUUUAUGAACUGAUCUCAGUCAGGGAGGAGAUGUCAGAUCUGCGAGCUUUAAUCCGCCUCAAGGAGAAAGAGCUGAGGUGUCUGGAGUGGAGUUUAAUGGGCCAGAAGGCUCAGGGAGCAGCUGGAGUCUUCAUCCCAGAAAGUCUCCAAGAGGAGGUGGAGGAUCGUAGGACUGAACAACAGAGGCUCUGUGAGAACGCAGCGAAGCUCGGUUGUGAAGGGGACAUCGCUGGUUAUAGGACAAGACCCAUCCUGAAAGAGCUGCAGGCGGUCCUGCAGAGGGAGCAAGCCUUGAAGAAGCGGCUGGCUUUGGUCCAUGAGUCACUGAACGCAGCCGUCUCAGACAGUUCCUCCCACAGGAGGGACAAUGCGGAGCAGAUAGCUCGCCUCACACAAGCUCACAGCAAAGCCUUGAGUUCAUACCGUCAGAUACGGAGGAAGUAUCGGGAGCAGGUGUGGCGGCUGGAGCAGAAACUGGCGGCCUCGAUGGAGAGUCGACACGGCCAGGGCGGAGCUGCAAAAGCUGCAGAGGAAGCCUUGGAGUGGAGGAGGGAGGAGACUGUUUUAUAAGACAUCAAGUCUUCGCUGAAAGCCAUCUCGACAUCCGUAUCUUAAUCACAUCAGCUACAUGUGUAAAUAUGACGAGUAUAGCUUUCUGCUUUUAUCUAGUUUAUAUUAGAUGCUUAUAUUUUUAGCCUUUUUCUGGGCCUGUAAAGAAUAUCUAUUUAUCUAGCAAUCAUUAAUGACAUCCAGCACUUUCUUUGGCUCUUGGGGGGUAAAAAAUAAAACAUAACACUGUGAUUUCUACCUGAACGGUUGUGUAAGAUUUAUCAAUAAACUGAAUUGGACUCUAAAGCUUGGCGUCUCUAAAAGGAUCCACAUCAGACAAACAGCUGGGACUCAAAGACUGAGCCCACUAAAGGCCUCGGGACUGACCUCAACAGUGCACGCGUCCAUUUUCCUGCAAACGCCAACUGCACGAAGCUGCUGCCAGGCAUCCUUCCUUUUGUGACGGCAGGGUUAGUAGUCGACAUAGUAGCGUAACUACUCAUUUUCUAAGCCUCGCCUCACUCUCGUAUGGCUCAACUUACCUUGUGUAUAGUUAUCGUGUCUGGAAAUAUCUGCCUUGUACAUUUAUGCCGUAAUCCCGUUAUACUGAGGAACAUUUUAUGCAAGGUUAAAGAUAAGGUUUCCAUAAUGCAGUCUGCACCCUGAAAAGUACCCAUGUUGUUUGUUUUUCUGCUAAAUCACCAGGAAAUGACAGUCUUUAAAUUUACUUACAGUAUAAUUAUUUCUUUAUAUCCUGUAAAAACCUUAUUUGUUAGCUCUUUAUUCUAGUGUACCUAUUCAUUUGUUGGUAAUGUGCAUACUUCCAGAUGCACUGGGCUUUUUUAAAUUAUUAUUUCUAAAUUCAGUGGAUUGACCCUUUAAGACUCGGCUUAUUGAGCUUCUCACCUUCUUUGUCACCCACUCGUUCAUAUUUCAGUCGCUCUGCCUUUACUCUUUAUUUCCUCCCCCUCCAUCUUCCCUGCUCUCAUCUCUCACCCCUCGCCCUGACCUGCCCGAGCCGGUUAGCUGCAGCUGUGACUGCCGGUCAGGAGGUUAAGGCAAAGGUUGAGUGUCACACCCACAGGGUCACAGCGAUGCCUGCCUGUUGUGUUAGGCUGUGAAUGGAGAGUUCACAGUGCCAGACGAGGUGGCGAGCCCCUGACGCUCCGACUCCUGCCUGAGCUUGCCCUUUCCCGGGCAGAGGUCAGCGGAGAGGGCCCGUCCUCCCGCUCCCCCCACGCCUCCAGGUCACCAUUGCCAUUGUUGUAAUAGCUGCCAUUAGAGCAGAUGAUACAAUUAUCUUUCCAUUUUGUGUUGCCGCUCUCUAAGAUCUGCGUUAAGCUUCUGAGUUCAUCAAAGGUUUUUUCGAUGACACGAUUGUUGUAACCUCUGUGUGACUCUUGUGUCAAAGGCAACGCAAUAAAGCAAAAUGUCUCUUGGAAAGAAAUGGAUUUUUGUUCUUUUGUUUAUCCUCGAGGGGUGAAAAAGUGUUCAGAUGUUUUAUUUCGGUACCUAAAAGCACUCUAUUAAAAGUCGUCUUUCAAUUAUCA
This is a messenger RNA of Haplochromis burtoni (Burton's mouthbrooder), 3795 nucleotides long. RefSeq names its product Usher syndrome 1C binding protein 1 (gene ushbp1). NCBI's taxonomy places the organism in Eukaryota, Metazoa, Chordata, Actinopteri, Cichliformes, Cichlidae. The record is from RefSeq and is a predicted model, not a curated record. Bases 215 to 2266 code for a protein of 683 amino acids. The transcript has 14 exons.